ACAAUACAAUAAAAAUUCCUGCCGGUGCCCAGCGCAGCCAGCGUAAUGAGGCCAAUAAAGGCGUCCACACAAUGCUGAGUGCAGUGUAAGCGCUGGCUGUGCAGAGUCCAGGACGAGUGCACCGGCUGGAAAAUGCUGGCGAGCUGGAACAAAGCGGAGAGGCUGGCGCAGGCAGCCAGAGGGAGUGGCCCGUGUGACCCCGUGUCUGCGUAUCCGUGUGUGGCCGUCACCGAGCUUUACGAAGGAUGAGAUCGGGGAAGAAGUUCAAGUAUGGAAUAUACGAGCUGCUGCAGUUUUCGGCGCUCUGUGUCCCGCUCUUUGUGGUCAUGCAGAGGUUUGCCUCCAUCGUGGCCCGCGUCAGGAAGGCCCAGGGGCAACCGGUGGGUGACGCCAACACCGUUUACUGGCUCAUCGUGGCCUCCUCCAUUGCUUAUGUCACCUCGGUUGCCUUGGUGAUCUGGUUCCCCAUGAAGUACAUGAUAGCCAAGAAGAAGAAAUGCUUCAGGGAACGCAAAAAGUGGCGGCCCGUCCUCCUGGCCUACAUGAUCCUGUGCACACUGCCGUGCUUCGCCUUCUUGACCGCCGGCUCUCAGGUCCAAGUGUACAAUAACAUGGCCCCCCCCUCUCACGACACCCUGACGGAGCUCCCCGUGUCCUUGGUCAUCUUCUCACUCAUAAGCGUGGAUAUCAUUGAAAAACUGCGCAAGUUUCGUCUGAGGGGACAAAUACAAGAUGUCGAUGACCCAGUCAUGCUCGGCCCCGUCCUCACCCAUCUCACCCAAGUGGCCACCGUGUCGGGCCAGAUGAGGGGCUCAGCCGAAGACAACAUAAUGAGAGAAGCUAACGGGUCGGUGCCCGGAGUCCCAUCCCUGGAACAUGUGGCAAGGCCUCGGAGCAGCUCAGAGCACAGCACGCACACGGCCAGCAGCACCAACUAUGGCACCACGUACACGUCUUCGGGGCGCCUGCACUGCCUGACUGCCAGCGACCCGAGGGCCGUAAUCUUUGUGGAGAGUUUCAUCCUGUGGUUUGACACCGUGGAGCUCGUGCGGGUCGCCACUGUGCUGGAUGUCUCUGUUUCCGGAUGGCUCUUCCCAAUUUACAUCUUCAGCUACAUUUCUCUGCUGAGGUUGGUGCUGAAGCCCAGAAAUCCCAUGCUGAGCUCCUUGGGCGUUUUACUGCAGGACGUUCCCUUCCUCUUCAUCCGCGUCGGACUCGUCGCUGUUUUUGGCUACAUCACUCCGCUUCUGUUCCUUUUCAAAAACUUCCUGGUCUCUUUGACUUUUAUCUACUUCAAUUUUCUGACCCGUCUGAAGAUGUUCAACACCGAGCAGAUGUUUUGAUGACAUUCAAGUUAAAUAAACGCUGGGACAAGUGAGGAGGACAUGGACGAGGCUAACGGGGGAUGUAACCGGGCGGGCUUGUCCUGUUGGGUCUGUCACUGAGACAUUCACAUGUUGAUGGAGGCGAUUUGAUAACAUGUGCUGCCGGACGUGGGCUACGAUGACAUGAGUGUCCCAGUCUGUCCAUUAGGCCAUCUGCCUUCAAGAGGACAUUUACUGGGGACAAUGGCUGGCUGGGACUCUCUUUCUUCCUUUGUUUUUUUCUUAAUUGUUGUCUUCACUUAGUAAUCAUAAUGAAAGGCGCUAUAUGACUUUCUUUCUUUCCGUCUUUUUCAUUGUUGCCCCCCACCUCCUCAUAAUCCUGGCAUCAGAGGUGCCAUCUGGAAAGGCAGCCAUGAUGAAGGCAGACACCUGCAGCAUUGGAUGUAGAAGAAGGAGAACCCAGAAGCUCGAGGGUCACCAAAUAAAGACCCCCACCCCCCAACACUGUCA
Molecule: messenger RNA, 1835 nt
Organism: Erpetoichthys calabaricus (reedfish)
Lineage: Eukaryota; Metazoa; Chordata; Cladistia; Polypteriformes; Polypteridae
Product: transmembrane protein 236-like
Source: RefSeq, a predicted model, not a curated record